UGCGCUGCGCUUUCGCUAUAAAAGCACCUGUCCUGGCCAGACUUCACUCGCAUCUCUCACUUUCUCUCUCACACACACACUCACCCUCACACUCUCCUGAACUCCACGCACACUCUCUCUCUCUCUCCCGUGCAGAGCAGUAGGACCGGACCCACCAAGGCAAAGGAAUCAUGAGUUACUCCAGCGACAUUUACAGCAGCAGCUCCUAUAGGAAGAUCUUCGGAGAUGCCCCCCGGUCCGGCCGCAUGGGUCUGGGCAGCACCAGCCCGUCCCGCCUGCACCCUGCUGGAUACCGCAGUACCCACCGCACCUACGGUUCCCCCUCCACGAUGUCCUCCGCCAACUACCGCAGGUCAGCGGCGCCCGGCCGCGUCUUCUCCUCCAUGCCGGAAUCCAUGAUGGACCUGACCCAGUCCACUGCGGUCACCAACGAGCUCAAGAUCAUCCGCACCAACGAGAAGGAGCAGCUGCAGGGCCUCAAUGACCGCUUCGUGUCCUUCAUUGAGAAAGUGCACAACUUGGAGCAGCAGAAUAAAGUCCUGGAGGCGGAGGUCACGCUGCUGCGCCAGCGUCACAACGAGCCCUCCCGCCUGCACGAGCUGUACGAGCAGGAGAUCCGCGAGCUGCGGGCGCGUGUUGAAGAGCUGACGCACGAGAAGAGCCAGAUGCACCUGGACUGCGUGCAGAUGAACGACGCCAUGGAGCGCGUGAGGGAGAAGCUGGAGGAGGAGACCAAGUUGCGCGAGGAGGCGGAGAACACCCUGAAAGGCUACAGGAAGGACGUGGACGACGCCACCCUGGCGCGCCUGGAGUUGGAGAAGAAAGUUGAGUCGCUGCUGGAUGAGAUCGCCUUCCUCAGGAAAGUUCAUGAAGAGGAGCUGCAGGAGCUGCAGACCUCUCUGCAGGCCACGCAGGUGUCUGUUGAGAUGGACAUGAGCAAACCGGACCUGACUGCAGCUCUGAAGGACAUCCGGGCUCAGUAUGAGAACCUGUCAUCAAGGAACCAGAACCAGGUUGAGGACUGGUACCGCUCCAAGUUUGCAAGUGUGACCGAGGCUGCUGCCCGCAACCAGGAUACCAUCAAGCACUCCAAGGAAGAGCUGAGCGAGUACCGCAGGCAGGUACAGGCCCGCACCCUGGAAAUUGAGUCCCUCAGGGGCCACAAUGAGGCUCUGGAGAGGCAGAUUGCCGAGAUGGAGGACCGUCAUAACAAUGAAACUGGAGAUAUGCAGGAUACCAUCCAGCAGCUUGAGUCUGCUCUACGCAGCACCAAGGGAGAGAUGUCCCGUCACCUGCGUGAGUACCAGGACCUGCUGAACGUCAAGAUGGCUCUGGACAUUGAGAUUGCUGCCUACAGGAAGCUGCUGGAAGGUGAGGAGUGUCGCCUCAGCUCUGUGGGCGGAGCCAUGGUCCAGUCCGGCUACCCCGGCUUCUCCUACAUGUCGUCCCGCAGCUACACCCUGGGAGCAUACAGGAAGUCUGAAGCCAAGCCUGAGGAGGAGGAAGAGGAGGGAGAGGAGGGAGAUGAAGAGGAAGAGGAGGGAGAUGAGGGAGAGGAGGAGGGAGAUGAGGGAGAGGAGGGAGAGGAGGGAGAUGACCAGGAGGAGGGCGAGGGUGAGGGUGAGGAGGAGGAAGAGGAGGAGGAAGAAGAGAAGGUGAAGGAGAAGGAGAAGGAGAAGGAGAAGGAGAAGAAGAAGGAGACCCCCGCUGGCAAGAACAGCAAGAGCUAAACUGCUUGUAUUGACAUCUUCAUCAUCAUCUUCAUCACUAUCAGUAUCACCUUCCUCAACCCGUCAGUCACUUCUGUGGAUCUGAUCACAUCAUCUCUGUCACACACACACACUCACACACACACACACUCUGCACACUCCAGAUGCCUCACACCUUCUGUGUUGUUCUGUCUCUGUUUGCUCCGUAACUCAGACGUGAUUAACUGAAAGGAAAGAAAAGAGGGGAGUAGAUGUUUAUCCCACAGAGGAGUUUAGCUGUCUCUGCAGAAGGUAACUGAAGGUGAGGAUUGUGUCACAAAGUUUCCAUAGAUUUCUUUUCUCAUCUGAGCAACAGUGAAUGUGCCAUUAACGACCGAUAUUUACAUUAGAGCAAUCAAAACCUUGAAAGUAACAAUAUGAUCAGCACACAAACAUAAAGAGAAACGCACAGAUUUUGGAGCAUGAGUAACAGCCAGUCCAACUUUUACGGUGCUAUUUGAUUUUUACAUAUAAAAGUUGGGGAGUACUGCAAGUAGGAUAUUUUAUCAUAAACCAAAUCUCCACCAGCUCAUCCCUGAACGUGGGCUCAUUGCAAAGGAAAAACUGCUUCUAUUUGAACUCUUAAGUCCACAGCAGGUGAAUGCUUCCCCCCGCCCCCCCGUCUUACUCCUUUCUGUUACUCUCCACUUCGCUCUGCAUCCCAUCCCGCCACGACAAGAUGAAAUGUACCACUGACCAUUUGAGCCCUCCUCCAUUCUCUUUUAAUCCACUGCACUGUCACGGCACGGCAAUAAUGGCAACUCGGAGCUCUGAAGCAUUGUAUGUACAAAUGUGUGAGAAGGGUGGGUGGUAUUUUCUGUUGCUCGAGAGGAGGAGCGCUGUGGCUCCUCCAUGAGGGAGUGCAUCUUUGACAGUGAAAAAUGUAGAGUUUAAAUUGCCGCUAUAUAUCAUAUUUUUGGAAAAUGAAUUAUCCCCCCUUUGAUUGAUUCAUUUGUCAACUCAAUUUCCAGCUGUGGGUUUUAUGUUGAGAGUUAAUCCAUGUCAUCUGUAAACCCAGCCUUUCCUUUCUCCUCAUCUAAACGUGGUGGUGCUUUUGUUAAGUUAAGCUGUGUUAAAGAAACAAGAUGAAGGUGAGCGUGGCUGUUGUUGUCAGGCAGCUGAUGAUGACACUGACAGCCCUCGGCUCGGACUGUAAGUGGCAGGUGGGGCCACAGGGGUCAUGGCUAUAUAGUACAGAGUCACAUAUAAGGGCUAUUUUUUUCCAUAACGUCCUCUAUCACUUUGCUCUAAAUGUUUUUAUGUCCCUGCUCGUGUUCAUUUCAUCCCUGUGCUUUACUUUCAGACAAAUGAAUCAACCAUCGGGCAUGAAUGCAUGGCCUGACUCUUGGAGCUUGAAUAUCUGCUGGAUGGGAUAGAUUUUUGCUUGUUGUGUGUAAAAUAAAAAACUUGCCUUAACCAUGUCUGAAAGUUAAAAUAAAACAUGUUCUCACCUGCAUCUCACUUGUUUCUGUGGAGACUGAGGAGUGCCGUCACUUUAUCAGACCUCUGCUUUACAACUGUGACUGUAAGUGCUGCUAUCUCAUGCAGUGAUACUUCCUCUCAAAGCCAAAUAAAGACAUUUAUUAACC
Messenger RNA from Notolabrus celidotus (New Zealand spotty), 3337 nucleotides. RefSeq lists its product as uncharacterized. NCBI's taxonomy places the organism in Eukaryota, Metazoa, Chordata, Actinopteri, Labriformes, Labridae. The transcript is spliced from 4 exons. Gene Ontology annotation, cellular component: intermediate filament. The record is from RefSeq and is a predicted model, not a curated record. Bases 171 to 1730 code for a protein of 519 amino acids.